UCAAUCUUUUUAUCUCUUUCAAAAUCACACCCAAAAGGAAAGAGAAAUGAAAAAUUUUGGGAGAGAUAAGCAUCUCUUCUAGUUCCAUUUCUACCCCAGGUUUCUGUGGGUAGCUUCAAAGUUCUUUUUUCUAGUGAACAGGCUGAAGAAUUAAACUCUUAUUCCAAGUUGUGAUGAAAAACAUCAUCAAAUUUCAAUAGAUGCUCAAAUAUUUGAGUUAAAAACAGAGUGGGUGUUCCAAUUUUUAUUUUUUAUUUUUUAAUAAAUCUUGUAUUUUUUUGCAAGUCUAAACCAAAACCCAGAAGGAAUGAUUCAAUUUUCACCGUUAAUUGAUUUGAUUGGGAUGCAGAAGAGGAUGGAAUUUUGGUUUUUUUUCAACUGGGGAUGUAUUUCCAAGACUUUAGCCUGUUGUGCAGUUUAGUGUUAUUGGUGCAGCAUAAUGUGUGCAAGUUGAAGAAUCAUGGAAGAUUUGGUUCAGACACCAAAUUUUCUGGGGAUGGAUAUUUCCGGAAGCAUUUGAAAUCAGGAAGGAGAUACUUCUCCAAAAGCAGAGGGCCUUUUGUUUCUUGUUCCCUUGUACCUUCAACUAGUGAGCUAAGCGAUGCACGGGUGAUUUAUUGUGUAGCUCCUGCCAUGGGCCAUAACCAGGAGUCACAUCCGGAAUCUAAUUUUAGGGUUCCUGCAAUUGUGAGUGCUCUGGAAAAGAUGGAACUGUCACCAAUGUUCCGUGGCUCAGAGAUCCUUGAACUUCAUAGUUUCAGUCCUGCUUCAGUGGAAGAUAUAGCAAGUGUUCACACAAAGGCCUAUGUAUCAGGUCUUGAGAAGAGUAUGGAUCAGGCUUCACAGAAAGGAAUUAUUUACAUUGAUGGCUCUGGACCAACAUAUGCUACUGCAACUACUUUCCAAGAAUCACUACUUGCAGCUGGAGCAGGAAUCACCUUAGUUGAUUCAGUGGUAGCAGCAUCAAAGAGCAGCCAGGACCCACCAAUGGGUUUUGCUUUGAUAAGACCUCCAGGUCAUCAUGCAAUUCCAAAAGGUCCUAUGGGCUUUUGUGUUUUUGGAAAUGUGGCCAUUGCAGCUCGUUAUGCCCAACGUGUACAUGGAUUAAAGCGUGUGUUUAUCAUUGAUUUUGACGUUCAUCAUGGGAAUGGAACAAAUGAUGCAUUCUAUGAUGACCCAGAUAUAUUCUUCCUUUCAACUCAUCAAGAUGGAAGCUACCCUGGUACUGGUAAAAUUGAUGAGGUAGGCCAUGGCAGUGGUGAAGGAGCGACACUAAAUUUGCCCCUACCAGGAGGCUCAGGUGAUAUUGCCAUGAGGACUGUUUUUGAUGAAGUCAUUGUACCAUCUGCCCAGAGGUUCAAGCCAGACAUAAUUCUCGUCUCAGCUGGUUAUGAUGGGCAUGUAUUGGAUCCGCUAGCCAGUCUGCAAUUUACUACUGGAACAUACUACAUGCUUGCAUCUAACAUUAAACAGCUCGCCAAAGAUCUAUGUGGGGGCCGCUGCGUAUUUUUCCUGGAAGGAGGAUACAACCUCAGCUCGCUUUCAUAUUCAGUGGCAGACUCAUUUCGUGCUUUUCUUGGGGAGCCAAGUUUGGCAUCUGAGUUUGAUGACCCUGCCAUCUUAUAUGAAGAGCCGUCCACUAAGGUGAAACAAGCAAUUCAAAAAGUUAAACACUUACAUUCCCUGUGAAGACGUCUAAAACUUCAUGAUUCUGCUAUGUGAAAGGUUCGUCUUGCUAAAGAUACAGCGUCCAUGAAACCACAAGUGAAUCAAAUGUUGUAUUUAGGCCCUGCACUAUCUUUAGUGUCUUGCUUACCUCAACACUAAAUCCUGGGUUGUAGAUUCCUCUGAAAAUGCCUUGUAUAGUAUAAAAAUCAAUUAUCAUUUCAUGUAUUGUGGUGUGGCUGAUGCUCAUUACUAUUGUUUUAUUGAGGGAGGAUUUCAUGGC
Messenger RNA from Vitis vinifera (wine grape), 1948 nucleotides. Its product is annotated as histone deacetylase-like. The coding region runs from base 385 to 1689 and encodes 434 amino acids. Lineage: Eukaryota; Viridiplantae; Streptophyta; Magnoliopsida; Vitales; Vitaceae. The record is from RefSeq and is a predicted model, not a curated record. The transcript has 9 exons.